Ilyonectria robusta is the source of this 1410-nucleotide messenger RNA. RefSeq lists its product as uncharacterized. Bases 1 to 1410 code for a protein of 469 amino acids. The record is from RefSeq and is a predicted model, not a curated record. NCBI's taxonomy places the organism in Eukaryota, Fungi, Ascomycota, Sordariomycetes, Hypocreales, Nectriaceae. The transcript has a single exon. Gene Ontology annotation, molecular function: UDP-glycosyltransferase activity.
AUGACGACCUCUUCCAACACCGUGACCAGCCUGGCCAACAACAUCGAGAAGACCACCAUGAUCGACUCCAGCUCAGCCAAGAAGCCGCUCCUCCUCUUCGCGGCCUCGCCCGCUGACGGCCACACGAUUCCACCUUCGAGGAUCGCGGGCGAGAUGGUCAAGCGCGGCUACGAGGUCACAUUUAUCGGCGGUGAGCAGUUCGAGAGCAUGCUCAAGGGCAUUGGCGUCGACUUCGUGCCCAUUCCGUCAAUGUUCACUCAAGAGAUGAUUGAGGAGCGCGACGCCAUCCCAGCAGGUAUCCCCCGGCUCCUGUACGACAUGAAGCACAUCUUCGUCGGCAAGACUGCCGAGCGGUGGCAGAUUCUCAAGGAGGUCCUUGAGCGACUGCGCGUCGAGAAGCCGGGCCGCGAGAUCAUCAUCCUGAAUGAGACUGCCUUCAUGGGCACGAACCCACUCGUCCUCGGCGCCCCGCUACCAAAGGGCUUCACCACCCGACCCAAAGUCAUCAGCCUACACGCUAUACCGUACAUUGCCACGAGCAUUGACGUCGGUCCUUUUGGCCCCGGCCUGCCCCCGGAUGCGACUGAGUCUGGCCGCGCACGCAACCAGCUCCUCAACCAGAUGAUGGUGGCCGGCCCCUUUGCUGAGAUCAUCGCAGAGCAGGACCAGAUCCUGAAGGACCUCGGCGCGACAAAGGUGCUCGCGCCUGAGGUGCCUUUCCAUCACUGGAUGGUCAUGCACGACACAACCCUGCAGCUCUGCCCGCCCAGCCUCGAAUAUCCGCGAUCCGACAUGCCCUCAAACAUCAAGUUCGCCGGGUGCCCAACACCCCGCCCCAUUGCGGCCGACUUCAAAUACCCCGAGUGGUGGGAGGACGUUACCCGCGGCGAUCGCAAGGUCGUGACGGUGACGCAGGGAACCGUAGCCAACGACUACUCCGACCUGCUGAUCCCCACGAUCAAGGCCCUCGCCGGCCACGACGACCUCGUUGUCGUAGCCAUUCUGGGCCACCGCGGCGUCAGCCUCCCCAAGGACAUCACCAUCCCGGCCAACACCCGCGUCAUCGACUACCUCCCGUAUGACGCCGUGCUACCCCACUCGUCCGUCUUCGUCAUGAACGCCGGCUACGGCGGAUUCUUGCACGGCAUCACCAACGGCGUGCCGAUGGUGCUGGGGGGUGAGAGCGAGGACAAGCCGGAAAUUGCGAUGCGCGGCGCGUGGAGCGGCGUGGCGGUAAACUUGCGGACGGGACGGCCGAGCCCCGCCGCCGUGCGGGCCGGUGUGGAGCGGGUCCUUGGCGACGAGAGCUUCAAGACCCGGGUUGAGGAGAUUCGGCGGGAGAAUGCGGCGAUUAGCGUCUUUGACGUGGCGGAGAGGGAAAUUCUAGCGCUUACCGAACUGGAGGGUUGA